Molecule: messenger RNA, 1652 nt
Organism: Exaiptasia diaphana
Lineage: Eukaryota; Metazoa; Cnidaria; Anthozoa; Actiniaria; Aiptasiidae
Product: PRA1 family protein 3
Exons: 4
Coding region: 228-788 (186 amino acids)
Cellular component (GO): membrane
Source: RefSeq, a predicted model, not a curated record
UGUAUAGCCCACAGAAACAGGAUGUCCCGAAAAACAAAUAGUAGCCGAAAACGCAGUAGUAUUGGUAUUAGCAUCCAAAAUAUUGAAUAAAAAGGGGGCAAUAAGCGGUAAUUUGCCGCAACGACGUUGUACAGCGAUCUCCGACUCUCGUUCAGUUGACUGCUCAUUUAAAAGCUCAUUCAGUUCGUAGCGUAAUUGGGCUUCCUGUCUCAUGCCACAUAUUCAAAAUGGCGGAUAACACAGGAUUUCAAUUUCCUCCGUUUCGCUCUUUACAAGACGUGUUAACGGAUGCUCAAUUCACUCUGCCAACAAUUAAUGACCCCGAGAGGAUGGGCAACAGAAUAGCACAAAACUUAAUCUAUUACCAGACAAAUUACUUUGGGUUAUAYCUAGCUAUUUUCUUGGUCGUUGGUACACUAUACCCUAAAGACAUGAUUACAGGUGCUCUGGCCAUAGUGAUUACAUUUGUCAUCUACAACAAAAUAUUAAAAGCAAAGAGGACUAGUGGACAUCAGGCAAUGGCUGCAGAGAAUUUCAUUCCAUUGGCUGUUGUAGCAAUUGUUUUCCUGCUAAUAUACACAUUAGGAUCCUUGAUGGUUCUGGUAUGGGGGAUUGUCAMACCUUUGCUUGUGGUUUUCCUGCAUGCUGCAUGUCGCAAGAGGAAUUUAAGAAAUAAGUUUACCAAUGUUGCUGACAUGUUCAAAGAGAACCCAAGUCCCAUGACAGUGAUUUUAGACUUCAUUUGUGAGAAACAAGAAGCAGCUGAGAUGAAAACAAGAUUGAGGUAGUAACAGAUGACACUGGAACAGUGAAAGAAUUCAUACAAAUAUAAUUCACAAAAUAUAGUUUAAGUAUUAAUAAUAAUGAUGUUAGUAGUCAGACUAUUAUAUCAAUUUCCUAUAUUUAUAAAAUUAUAAUUAUAAUUGAAAAAGUAAUACAAGAAGAUUUAUCAUUUUUKACUAUUGGAUAUUUCGGCCUUUAUUCAAAGGCCAUCAAUGGCAUAUUGAACUUACAAGAUAAUAUUGGAAAUAUCCAUGAUAAAAAAAAUGAUAAAUCUUCUCGUAUUACUUUUUCUAUUCAAACUUUAUGCCCAAAAGAACAUAUAAUUAUAAUUAAUUGAAUAAUUAUGAAUCAAAUUUUAAUAUCAACAUAAUAAGAAGUGAUUUUGAGAGGAGUCCUCAAGUGAAUAAAAACAAAUAAAAAAAAUACAAAAUAUUACACAAUAAAAAACAGAUGGGUCAAUUAAAAGUAAUAGAUGAAUAUUGAAAAAAAUGAAGGUUAAAAUGUUAUACUUUAUAAAAGAUCAAAUUUUGUGACGGUUUCUACUUUAUGCUAUUAAAUAGCUUUUUAGACAAUGCUCUAGUCAGAAAUCAAUAAUAAKAUAUAAGACUAGUAUAAAAAUUUUACAGACUUCAGAUAAUAUUAUUAAUAUAUAGUAUUUCUACAGUAAAGUAUUACAUUAUGAUUCUGCAUUAUUCAUAAAGAGGCAGAGCAAGUCACGUUCUACAUUGAUAUUCAAAAGAGAGAAUAAUUGACUAAACAUAAUAUAGAUUGGAAUCUCUUUUAAAAUCUUUCAUUAGUUUUUAUAGAGUUUUGUAUAAUAUUGCUAUAUUUGUUAAUGUUAGGACCAGAGCUACUAUGUAAUGUUAUGA